UCGGAGCGAAACUAGAAGGGCAGGCGACUGCCGGAUCCGCGCGAAGCCGCGGGGCAAGCGCGGCCCCCACCCCUUCCUUCCCUCCCUCCCUCCCCGUGGCCCGGCUCUCGCCCGCCUCUCAGCGCCGCCGGCUGAGGCGGCUCAGCCCGGGGACGCGAUUCAACAUGGUGCUGCUGCCGGGGGCGCGCGAGCGGGCGAGGGGCAAGGCAAGCCGAUGGUGAGGGGUCUGGGCGGCCGGAGGCCCAAGAGUUUCGGCGGCGGCGGCGGGGCUAGGGCAGGCGGGGCUGGGGGUGGGGAGGGGGAGGUCUGUGUGGUGGUUUGUGGAAAGCGCGGUGACAGCGGGUAUUUCGGCCCCGGCUCCGCGGGGCCCUCGCACACAUUCACGCGCGGCCUCGGCCGCGGAGGCCGGGGCGUCCCCGGGCAGAAGCACCGGCGGCAGCUGAGCCGCUGCGCGCCGCCCGCCUGCUUCCCUCCCCGCCAGCCUCCCUCUCUGCCGCCGCCACGGCCUGGCAGCCAGUGCCACACAGCGACCCCCGAGGGCUGGCCGCGGCACUGCGCCUGGCUCCACACCGCCCCAGCAGCUCCUCGCGGGGAACAAUAGACUCGGCUCGCCGGGCUUAGGGUUCGUCUGCAAUGUGCCGCACAUUUCACACGCACACAAAGCCGGCAGAAAGGGGGGCGGCGCGGGGAAACGGCCACUACCGGUUGUUCCAGGGUUAGGGGUGGAGGCGAUGUUCGCGUCCCCGGCCCGGCUAUUGGAAGGGCCGCCUCGGAGUCCCCGCCCGCCCGACAGAACCGGUGUGGCGCUCUGAAGGGAAAGGAAGCUCACCGGGUUAGCUCCUCACGCUACGCAACAUUCACAGAUCAGAAUAAAGUCAAUUUGUUACCUUAUGUUUUUGUAAAAUCUAAAGGAAUCGGCUUUUAUGAGCCGUAUGCUAGUAUUCUGGGGCCUGGUUAGCACAUUUUCUAUGAAUUAUCCACACGCUAACUUUAGCAAACUAUACGUUAAAUACAAUGUGAAGUGUCUGUCCUAGUUCUGUGGAAAUAGAGUAAUGCUCUUAAUUCAUCUUGCCGCUGGUUGGCUUCACAUAUCAAACUGGAGUAUUCUAUGACCAAAGUUAUGCAAACUAACUAAACUGGUUGGGAAACAAUCUGUCGAACUUCGACAAUAAUAAUUAACGUUUACAUUUUUAUAGUAAGGUCUCUUCAAGAUUGCUGCGUUUAAAAUAAAUAUCGAAUAAAACAUGUUUUUCCUUGCUUUCAAAUGUCUUAAAUGUAAUCCUCGUUUAAAAUAUUUUUGAAGGUUAAAAAAACCCUUUGCUUAAAUGAGAGUCAAAACAUCUCAACAAAUACUACCACCUAAAUUUGCAUUUACGAGGGGUGUUGGAGCCGGCUCUUUGCUACAAAUGUUAAGAUUACAGUACGUGAAACGUAUGAUUAUUCCCAUUUUAGUGACGGCCACCACGGGCAAAGUCACUGCCUAACCCAAGGUCACAGGGUAGUAGGGGUCUGGAUGGGUUAUUUCAGGUAGUCGUUCCAAUGGGAACAUUGCUUUGGAGGUGAAAAAUUAUGUAAUAUAGUGCAGCGUGCUUCCGGUGCUCACUCUAGGAAACGGACUUAUUUCCCAACUAAAGUUUGUCUCUUAAGUGGGGUCGGAAUAAGGUUGUGGCUAGGAAGUUCCUGACACCCCAGGGCCAGUGAGUGUCUCGGAAGCCUGUGAGGGGCGGAGACCCGGCCCGGGGAGGUGGAGAAGCUCGGCGGCCACGGGAGACUAGGGGUGAGGCUGCUGCGAGGAAGACCCGGUCAGCUGUCCCUUCCCCCACCGGUCCUCUUAGGGGGAGUGGAGAUGUGGGCCUCGGAGCUGCGUGGCCCGGGCUGUGCGGAUUCCCUAAACGCCGCACUUGCGCACAGCCCCUUACGUAACCGUCAGUGCCGGGGAUUCCCUGGAGGGGGUCAUUCUAUUCAACCAUUAUACACACCCCGGGCUCCUGCCGCGGCGCCGCCGCCGCCUCACAAAAUGGCGGCGCCCAUAGAGGAGACAGCGGCCGCCUCCCCGGCCCCAUUUUGUGGGAGGCGAGAGGUCUGUCAACAUGGAAAACCUCUGCUGAGGAUGCAUCCGAGUUUGGAAACCCCACUUAAGGGAUGCAGCCUGGGGGAUCACAUUAAACGGAAAAUGCCAACGACUUCUACCACCUCUACGCGUUUUUAGUUUUUCAUUUUCUCGAAGGAAGCGCCAGAAGCUUGUGGGGUAAUGGUAACUAGAGGGAGAACGGAAAGCUGAGGUGACUGCUCCGGGGACUUGCCGCGGCGCCUUGGUAGCUUUGGUUGCUCUUCCACGCUCCCAGCAGCUGACCAGAAUCUCUUGGAGGGUCUCCUGGGCCACGUCGACCGCGCCAGUCCUGCAAUGAGACUUUUCUGUACUUUUAAAAUGCCACAGUCCACGGCCCGGUGGGCACCGCUCGCCUGAAUCGUGGGCUUCGGGAAUCCUGGAGGCUGCUGCUCCAGGAGCUCGCGGUCGGCCAGGAGCCAGGGAGCUUGGUUGCCGGGAGCGGGCGGUAUUCGCGGACUCCGGCGGCCCUGGCGGGUCGCGGCCGGGAUCCGAGCCGGGCAUGACGGUGCUGAUGUCGCUGAUGGGGCAAGAGUGGGAACGGAGGCACGUACACUGAAAUUUAAGUCGUCCGAGUUGGGAGUUAAGAUAGCAGGUUAAUAUUGUCUCAGGAGAGACUUAGAACGUCUUUUCUGGUAUCCCAGUCUGCAGUGGGCAAAUCUAUUGUCUUUAUUUCUCAUUUAAGGGCAGAAUGCAGGGAUGACAUAUUUUUACUUUUCAAGAGGCGGUUGCCACUUUUAAGUCACUGUUAUUUGUGUGUGUGUGUGUGUGUGUGUGUACAUAAACAUAUACAAUAGUGUGUUUUGCUUUUCAGAGCAAGUAUCAAAGGCUAAAGACUUGGAGUGAUACUAGUGUUUAAAAGCCUUUUUUUAAAAAAAAAAUUAAGAUGUGAUGAGAAACUGGAGAAUUGACUUUUAAAAAUUCCUUUUCUGUAGAAGAGGCUAUCUUCAAAAUGGAGUCCUAAAGUAUAUCUGAUGGAUAGAAUUUAAAUUCUUAACACUGUAUACCCUGUGGUCAAAAGCAUCAACGUAAAACUUGAUGUUUAUCAGAUUACUUACGUUUCAAUUUUCCUGUGGUUAGAAAAAUUAAGACAGAAGUAAGCUAUUAACGGUAUUUGCUUGUAAGAGUAACGUAAAGGUUUAAGGAAAGGUUUGUUGAAAUAGAUGUGCAUCACACGAAUAAUUUAUUUUAAAUGUUGUUUUCCAGUUGCAGCAAUCAUUUGUGUUUACAUGACUUUUUAAAAAAGGGUUUAGUUUAUGUUGAUUUUGACCCUCUUAUUUAAUUUCUAGUGCAGAAGUGCAGCUUUCUGCAGGCUGCGCCUCAAUCACUAAGUUCCACUGUCCAUCCUCUGCCGCGCUACUCCUGGCAUGUGGAUCACCAAGAUACAAUUUCUGGUCCUGUCUGUUCUUACUGAUGUCCUUUAAAGUUAAUAAAUUUGAUUUCCACUAA
Molecule: messenger RNA, 3556 nt
Organism: Symphalangus syndactylus (siamang)
Lineage: Eukaryota; Metazoa; Chordata; Mammalia; Primates; Hylobatidae
Product: actin nucleation-promoting factor WAS-like
Source: RefSeq, a predicted model, not a curated record